Messenger RNA from Paramecium primaurelia, 560 nucleotides. The record is from the annotation of a GenBank genome assembly. NCBI's taxonomy places the organism in Eukaryota, Ciliophora, Oligohymenophorea, Peniculida, Parameciidae.
UAAAAAAUUGAUCGAUCACGAAUUCCCAACUCAUCUUAAGACAUCCUUAUUGUUCCUGUUUAUGCUGAUAAAUUAGGUUUCUCUUUACCUGCAAAAUUACCUUAUAUGCCUGUAUCUGAAGAUUCUAUUGCUGAAACUGUAUUUUAAGCCAAUCGCAUUUGUUAAAAAAUUAGAUGUGAAAAAAGUAGAAUUGAAGAAAGUGAUCCAUUAGAAACUGAAAAAUUUUAUGGUAUCUCUUUAUUUUCAUAUAAUAUAUAGUUACUUCAUCAUGGGUAUUAUUUAUUGUAGGAGUCAUCUUAUUUGUAUUAGGAUUCUCAUAUGAAGAUUUAAAAUCAACAUUAACAUUGUUAGGUACCAUCUUUAUUGUUUUACCUACACUUAUAUCCAUUAUUGUAGUUAUUAUUAGCAUAACUAAAUCACCUAAAUUGAUUGAUCUUGAAUAAGAAUGUACUAAAAAAUUAGGAGAAUUCUUUGAAGUCUAAAAUUAAUAAUAUAGAAAAAAGGGAUUAUAAUGGUCAAUAGGAGAUGAAAUGUUAUGGAUUUAGUUGGAAAAAAUAUGA